Molecule: messenger RNA, 2948 nt
Organism: Clupea harengus (Atlantic herring)
Lineage: Eukaryota; Metazoa; Chordata; Actinopteri; Clupeiformes; Clupeidae
Gene: rpz
Product: rapunzel
Source: RefSeq, a predicted model, not a curated record
UGUGUUUAUCAUAGAUAGCCAACAUGAAACGGCAGCUUCAAUGAGCGUGUUGCUGCUUGGCUUGCACUAAUAACAAUGAGCCUGGCAACGAUCAGGCAAACGUGAUAUAAGCAGGACCUUUAGUUUGGUGGAAUACAUAAAGGCUUGAUAGCAAAGUUGUCAUGUGGUAGUUUUGUGGAAAGAAAUUUAAGUUAGAUGAGAACAGCCUAAUCACCCUGCUUCAUAUAGUUAGCUGUAUAGCAUUAAAUGCUAGUUCCCACUUGAGUUACUUCAGCACCACUCGCGCAGCUGUCGUUCUAAGAAUACAACAGGCCAGGGCGCAGAACACACCAACUGUCAGGCGCUGUAGGCUGCCAGACAAAGGCCAGCAGUGUAUUUCAGAAUUAUUACCUUGGAUUAUAUUGGCUCAUCACGGGAUUGCUGGGAAGAAGAAGAACAGUACAGAUUGGAACUUUGGAGAGGGAGGAAGCACUCUGAAAAGGUGUUAUUUGAGUCACACGUCACCCUCCAGGAGUUCUUUACCAACCAAAGACAACUUUUCCUCCUAAGAAGACUUCAACACAGGCUGUUGCCGGCCUGCUGCUUAGUCUCCUGCCGCCAUGGCUGACACCGACAUCGAGAUCCUCGAGGACCGAGACAAACUGAAGAGGAGCCUGGUGAAGGUGCUGGAGUGCGUGGCCACGAUCUCGUCCGCGGCCGCCGUGGUGAACCCCAUCUUCGGCGUGGCCGGCGCGCUGAUCCGCGUGGUGCUGCACCACGUCGACGACGAGGAAAUAAAGACGCUGAAGCGCGAGUUCGGCAGCGUGCACCGGUCCCUGGACGAGCUCUCCCACCAGAACCGCAGCGCCCUGCUGCAGAUCAAGAAGGAGACGCUGGACGGCCAGUACUGCCGCGUGGAGGAGAACCUCCGCAACCAGUUCCGCAAGUUCAUGGAGGUGGUGGAGGCGCGACACGGUGAGCACCAGCAGCGCAAGAAGGACGACUUCGAGGAGAGCUACGCCAACGACCUGGGCGACCAGAACCUGCACACGCUCUACGAGGGCGUGAUGGGCAAGCCCAAGCUCUUCAGCCGACCCAUCCUGGAGGUGUAUCUAAAGCACUCGCAGGGCGACCGCCGCGUCAUGGAGCGUCUGUGCACCCGCCUCACCUACCUCUUCUGCAUCGGGCUGAUCGCCCUCAUGGGCUACGCAGCCAUCAUCGGCGACGACGAGGAGGGCCUGAGCGAGGAGUGGGCCGAGAAGAUGGAGAACGUCCAGGAACGCAUGCAGGAUGCGCUGAGGCGGUGCAAGUGAAGUGACCAGGAGGGGGCUGCGCCCAGUUCCCUCUUCCUCAUAUGUUACCAUGCAUUGGACCCUUUUCCCCCACUUAAAGAAGCAUCUCAUCUCUUUUUUCUCCUCUUUGCCUUUUCUUACUGUGUUUUCGCUCUUGUACACAGCAAGCUGGGACUCGAUUCCAAAAGUUCCUUGUGGAGCCUGGGAUUCAAUUCCAAAAGUUCCUUGUGGAGCAGGUUACCCACAGUGCUGUAAAGAGUGUUUCAUGCUGUGAUCCAGACUGCACUUUCUCCCUCACUCACCUUUUGCUUGUGUACUGUUCAGGUCUGAUAUAUAUGUGUUUGUGUUACUCUGCACUUCUAAAACUAUUUUCUACAGUCUUUUCAGUCAAUUCCUGGUAGCUUUGUGAGGGUAAUUCAAACAAACUAGCUCUCGUGUGUCUCUAAUUUAGCAGCAGAUUUGAAAGGCUGUUCAUUGUAUUCUACCAUAAUCUAGCAUCCUAACAUGUAUAAUGGACUCCAAUAGUGUCAUGAAGAAUGUAGCUUGAUAUCCAUGGCUGAUUUGAGACAGGACUAGAACAGGAACUGCAGGAAGACAGACUUCUAGGUGAUGGAACACAAAGAAAUAAAAAGUGCUAAUACCACUGACUGAAUAGCCUCAUGCAAACACUCUAGCUACUGCUAUCGCACCAUAAUACAGUUUCAUGACACUAAGACUUAUGCCAAAUGCUGGUCACUUAUCAUGUACCACACGUUUACCAGAACAAAUUAUUCAGUAUACUAACACUAAUGUAGUAUCACAUUACUUUUUUUUUUUUUUAUUAUCUUAGAACAGAAACAGGAAAUACAUAUAAAUAAGUCAAUCUCUUGGGUUUCGUCCAAAGCCCCAGUAUUCUGAGCUUGACAAGGUCAAGUUCUACUCUCAAAACUGAACAAAACGCUAAAACAGGUUACAACACUACAGUCAGUGGCUAGAACUUCUGGUUUGAAGUUGAACUGACGAAACCCUAUCCCGCUCUGUGCAAACACUAAAGGACAGUUCAGAGACAGCUUAGUUUCCUUCCACCUCCAUUGUUCAAGCACUUCAACGCACACACAUACUGAAGAUUGUGCUGCCAGCAGCACUUUAUGUUCUUUAGGAUAAAAUAUUAUAGCUGAGCGAUGUGAAACAAUGCCUUAACAAAAGACAGUUGAAAUAAAAGGUCAAUGCUCUAUACGUAGGAAUGCAUAGCCCUCUGGUUAAUGCUUUGUUAUAUAAUCAAUUCAGUUUUGUUAUUGUUCAUUUUUCAAUAAAAAAUAAAUAAAAAUGUUCUUUAUGUGUUGAUGCACAUUGUUUUUCCAUUAUAUUUUCAUAUUUUUUAAUUUAGUCAAAUUUUCAUGAAUGAAUGUCAUUGAAGUAUUUUUUUCAUUCCCCUUGAAAUUAUUUUGAUUUAAGAAUGCCUCCAGUGCCUCCUGGGUGUACUACACUUUUCAUGUGUUUCAGAAUUGUCAUUUUGAGCAAAGAAAGCUUUGCUGUAUUGAGUAACGCGAUUACAUAGUUCAUGUUCAAAGUUUGUACAACUGGACAUUACAAGACACUACACAAAUGGGUUCUCUCUCUAUGAUGAUGUUCUCCCUAUACUAUUUGACAUUCAAUUCUCUGUUGCAUAAAGCUCUGAAUAAAGAUAUAUAUAACAAA